Molecule: messenger RNA, 1611 nt
Organism: Coffea arabica (coffee)
Lineage: Eukaryota; Viridiplantae; Streptophyta; Magnoliopsida; Gentianales; Rubiaceae
Source: RefSeq, a predicted model, not a curated record
UGUCAGAGACUUCCUGAAAACUAGGAUGUCAAUUCUGAGUGUUCUUGUUGGUGUUGGAAUGACACCCUCGCUGCCAAAGCUUGUGCAGGCUGGUCCUCCUAAAGUUCUUUCUGUUCUUUUAGAUGGUCGUGUUGUUGGUUCAAUACCAUCUGACCUAGUUGAAAAGGCGUCACACACAUGCGAAGAUUAAAAUUGUCAGCAACAGCACAGAUUCCUGAGGAUCUCGAGGUGGGAUAUGUUCCUUUGAGCAUGUGUGGGGCAUACCCUGGCUUAUUCCUGUUCACAUCUCCUUCAAGAUUUGUUCGUCCAGUCAGAAAUAUCUCGAUCCCUCCUGAAGAGGGCAACAAGUUUGAACUUAUCGGACCCUUUGAACAGGUCUAUAUGGAAAUAAGCUGUCCUGAUGGUGGAGGUGGUGGGAGGAAGAGUAUGUUUCCUGCAACUCAUGAAGAAAUUCACCCAACUGGGAUAUUGAGUGUUGUUGCUAAUCUUACACCUUGGUCAGAUCACAAUCAAAGCCCUCGUAAUAUGUACCAGUGUCAGAUGGGAAAACAAACCAUGGGAUUCCCUUCUCAAGCAUUACACAGUCGUGCUGAUCAAAAGCUUUAUCAUCUUCAGGAUGGCAAUGACUUGGUCUCCCGAAGAUCUACUCAAGAAGUGGUCACUUCUAGGUGUGCAUCUUCAUGAAGCAGUUUUUUCACCCAUUAAAGGUGAUAUUGUUCCAUGUAUUGCCUUGUUCAUCUGUGUGUUUGGAGUCAAUCACUUUUUGGAAUAUGUAAUAGGUUGAUUGUCUUUCUGCCCCUUGCUUAUUAGGUUUUUCCUUGCAAGAUUAGGCAAUAAUUUGAUUCAGGAUUGCCUUUACUGUUAUGAUCAAUUAAGAAUGGGAAAUUUUCAUAUUUAGUUUUCAGUAGGUCUUUGAUUAUCAUUGGCAUUGAUUGUUGUACACUUGCAUUUAGGUUCAGGCACACUGUUUACAUUCUAAUUUUUUUAAAACAAUAAGAAUCUCCUAUGUGUUGUAUUUCAUAGUUAACCUGACCUUACUUUUGAUGUGGUAAGAAGUCUUGUGAUAAAUUAACCUGUUUGCGAACAACUAUGGAGGUAUCCUAAACACAAACAUUUAACCAACUCAAUGAAACUGCGAGAUGGAUCAAUUUACACUUGCAUAUCUAGAUUGCUGAUGUGCCAGCAGUAGCAAUAAGUAAUAUACGUAAAAUGGAGGUAUAGUGCUAUUUGCUUUUUAAACAAUUUUCUUAAUGGAAACAUCUAAAACAAUCAAAGAAGGUUCAUUCUUUGAUAAUUUAGCAUGUUACUGUGACUUUGGACAAAUAUUUAUUUGCAAAUUACUUUGGAAGUGCUGAUACAAGUGAGAGAGACAUUUAUACUUGAUAUCUGGUGAGAUGCGAGUAUCAUGCAAGAUUCUGGGAGACAAGGUGGACAAUUUGUCAUGUAGAGUAGCAAGUUUCGUACUCUUAACAGAUUGCUGAUCUCCCUUCUGAUGACUUGUAUAGUUCUCAUUUUUGGGGGGUAUUUUGAUUUCACUUUCCAGUCUUUGAAUAUAUUUUGAAUGUGGCUGAUUAACCCUUCUUUUGACUCUGCUUGAUAUUGUGCCUUACA